CACGUUAAGCUCUGAAAACGGCCUCGCUUCAAACAACCAACUCUUCUUCUUGAAGAGAAGCAAGCUAUACCCUUCCAAAGUCUUAACAGAAAAGAGGAGAGAGAAUAUUAAGAUAACCAAGUAAUCUACUCUAUAUAUCAGCAGAAUUAUUAUUUCUAAGCUUGCUUGAUUUGUUUCAUGUAAGAAGAGAUUAACCUUAUUUUCCCUCUAUAACCCAAAACUUUGGCCUUAUUCCUCUAUCUUUGAUCUAAAAUUAUGGGUUCAUCAAUAAAUUCAAUUCAUGAGCUAUAUCAUAGUAUUGAGAUCAAAGAUGAAAGACCUUUCGCAAUUCGAAUUAUCGAAGAUAUAAGGAAGAGAUCCCUCUCAUACCAUACCUACCAAGGACUUGUAUUGAUAGUUACAUUCUUAUCAUACACAACAUACCAUCUAACCCGAAAAACCUCGAGUAUAGUCAAAAGUGCCCUUGAUCCUCAAACACCUACAUCAGCAUCUUUGAACUUACAAUCCUACCCAUGGCAAAGAAAUUACCUGAACUUAUCAAAUGGAAAUGGAACAUUAUUGGGUGCUAAUGAAAGUGGAUGGGCGCCAUUUAAUGAUAGCAAUGGCACUGCAUUGCUCGGUUACCUUGAUGUGGCUUUUCUUGCAGUGUAUGCUGCAGGAAUGUUCUGCUCAGGGCACCUUGGAGAUCGAAUGAACUUAAGAGUGUUUUUAACCAUUGGAAUGUUGGGUACCGGCUUAUUUACAGCAUUAUUUGGAUUAGGUUAUUGGUUUAACAUCCAUAACUUUUACUAUUAUUUGGUAGUACAAAUGCUUGCCGGUUUGUUCCAAUCAACCGGGUGGCCUUCAGUUGUCGCAGUUGUCGGAAAUUGGUUUGGAAAAGGUGGGAGAGGUUUAAUUAUGGGGAUUUGGAAUGCGCAUACUUCAGUUGGAAAUAUCACUGGCUCAUUGGUUGCAUCUUCUUUGUUGAAGUAUGGAUGGGGAUGGUCUAUGUUUGUUCCUGGUGUUAUAAUUGGGUUCUUUGGCGUGGUUGUUUAUUUCUUGUUGCCUGUUAGUCCCCUGUCUGUUGGGAUGCAUAUGGGCGAUGAAGAUACAAAUUCUCCUAAGAAAGGUUUCUUGGCAGAACCCUUUAUACCUUUGGAGACAAUUGAUGAACACGAAACACAAACUGAGGAGCGGGCUAUUGGAUUCAUGGAAGCAUGGAAGAUUCCUGGAGUUGCUAAUUAUGCUCUUUGCUUGUUCUUUGCGAAAUUGGUCGCCUAUACGUUCUUGUAUUGGCUUCCUUUUUACAUCAGUUAUACAGAGAUAGGAGGUGAAUAUCUUUCUAGUGAGACAGCAGGGAACCUAUCAACCUUCUUCGAUGUAGGAGGCGUAAUUGGAGGAAUAUUAGCUGGUUUUGUAUCUGACAAACUCGAUGCAAGGGCAAUAACAGCAGCUUCCUUCACAUAUUUCACCAUCCCAGCUCUCUACAUGUACAGAAAUUAUGGGUUCAUCAACAUGUACAUGAAUAUUGGGCUGAUGUUUAUCACUGGAAUGUUUGUUAAUGGACCAUAUGCCUUAAUUACAACCGCAGUUUCAGCUGAUCUAGGAACGCAUAAAUCGUUAAAGGGUAACUCGAGGGCACUUGCUACUGUCACCGCGAUUAUAGAUGGUACGGGUUCAAUUGGGGCUGCAAUAGGGCCUUUGCUUACUGGUUAUUUCUCAGCUAUAAGUUGGGAUGCAGUCUUUACAAUGUUGAUGACAGCAGCUUUGAUCGCGGGAUUACUUCUUACUAAGCUUGUUAUUGAGGAGAUACGAGCAAAAAUCGAUGGAUACAGAACUCCUAGAGGAUCAACUGAAGAUUUUCUUGUAUGAAAAACAAAUAAAAAUUCCCAAACGAUAAAAAAAUGUUUGAAACAAAAGAAAGGGAUAAAAAUUUUGUGUUUAUUGUGUGUGAAAUCCCUUCUUGGGAUCUCAGAUAGGGAAAAGAAAGAUGUGCAUUUUUAUUGUUCCUUCCAUAAACUAUAUUUGGAAUUAUGGAGGGAGAAACUUGAUGUUGUAAAUUAUAUUUUUGUAUAUGUACAGAGUUUUUGGUAUGUUUA
Messenger RNA from Beta vulgaris subsp. vulgaris (sugar beet), 2078 nucleotides. RefSeq names its product putative glycerol-3-phosphate transporter 1. Gene Ontology annotation, biological process: transmembrane transport; phosphate ion homeostasis. Gene Ontology annotation, molecular function: transmembrane transporter activity. The transcript is spliced from 3 exons. Bases 256 to 1851 code for a protein of 531 amino acids. Gene Ontology annotation, cellular component: membrane. The record is from RefSeq and is a predicted model, not a curated record. NCBI's taxonomy places the organism in Eukaryota, Viridiplantae, Streptophyta, Magnoliopsida, Caryophyllales, Amaranthaceae.